This is a messenger RNA of Diachasma alloeum, 8390 nucleotides long. RefSeq names its product small subunit processome component 20 homolog. Lineage: Eukaryota; Metazoa; Arthropoda; Insecta; Hymenoptera; Braconidae. The transcript is spliced from 4 exons. Bases 43 to 8322 code for a protein of 2759 amino acids. The record is from RefSeq and is a predicted model, not a curated record. Gene Ontology annotation, cellular component: small-subunit processome; 90S preribosome; nucleolus.
ACGUGAAUACUUUGGAGUAAAUCCCAAGAAUAUUCAGUGAAAAUGAAGAAUAAACCUGUUCGUCAUAAAGAAACAAACACCUUCAAGUUUAAAAAAUUCUCUGAGCGGAUAUCAGAGAUCGACGUUGAUGUAUUCCAUCGAGUAGCCCACAGGAACGAAGAGUUUUCCGAUGAUGAAGAAUCACUGGAGACUAAUUUUCAUAAGACACUGCAGAAAUGGAAUGUGUUGAACCUCACAGAGGGGUACAAGAGCUUCAGGAAGGAAGUGCAACAUGUUGUGACCCUUCCUCAGCUCUUAAAACACAAGCAGGAGGUUCUGGACUCGUUAACAAAAUACUUGAGGAUGAAGAACGCGACGUUUGUGCAGCCAAUUCUCGAGUUGGUCGUGGCAGCAGCAAAGGACCUCCAGAAGGAUUUCUACGAGCAUUUCCCCCACUUCCUCUCUCUGAUCAUCGAUCUCCUCUCCACGAAGGACCCAGAGAUCCUCGAAUACUCCUUCACAACCCUGGCCUAUCUAUUCAAAUUCCUAUGGAGAUAUUUGAUAAAGAACAUCGACAGGGCCUUCGAGCUCCUCCUGCCUCUCCUAGUGGACACGAAACCUGAGUAUGUUAAUAAUUUCGCAGCUGAGAGCUUUGCAUUCGUCGCCAGAAAAGUCAGAGAUCGAGAGGCCUUCCUGAAACUCGUGUUUGAAGCCCUGGAGAAGACUCCAGAUGGCACAGUAGGCUGUGGAAAACUCUUGUUCGAAGUUGUCUCUGGAAUUUCUGGACAAUUUCACUCCUGCGCUGAACAGAUGCUGACUUUGUACCUCAAUGCAUUAAUCGAUGACUCAAUGGAUGAGAAAUUGGUCUUCGAUGUCCUCCAGCAAGUCUUCACCUGCAUCACAAACUCAAUAAUCCCUAAAAAUAGUCAAAUCCUGUGGACUGUCAUCUUCAAAUUUCUGGAUGAACACUCAACAGCUCAGGAAAAUAAGAACAAGAAGAUGAUGACUUUGGUCCUGAGGCUUUCUCGUCUGAUUGUCGACCACAGAGGGGGCAGAAUGCUCAUCAAUCCAGUGGAAAUGAAGUCAAAAAUCGUCAAAAUAAUUCCGGUCUACGACGAUGAAGUUCUCAAAGAAGCUGUCGACCUGUCCAUCGACAUUCUCCUGGCAAAUAACUUGAAAUUAACUCAAGAAGUUUCCAGUGAAUUUGUUUCCAAGCUUUUAUCCAUCAAGAACAGGGAGAUUCUGAGUUACAUUGUGGAGAAAUUGGUCGACCAUUCUUCCUUUGAGACCUUGAUUCUGCCAAUGGCCCUGCAGCGGAGUGUCCUAAAGGAGGAAUUUGGAAACAACGAGUUGGACUUGUUCUCCAAAAUAGUCAACGGGAGGGCACCCCCCAGUCUCGGUGGGAUCAACUCCAAGUCCUGGAGGAAGAUGAAUCUGGACCUCAGAGGAUUCCCAGCUACAACUAUUGACUAUCUUCAUGAUAAAUUAGAAAAUUGGGAAGAGGAAAAUGUUGUCUCCGAAGAAUCAUUACGAGUUGUUGUCGUUCUGCCUCACGUCAGUCCCGUCAACAAUCUCUUGCUAGAGAAAUUAAAAAAGAAUUUAAUCACAAUGCAUACAAAAUUGAUCGGAGACGACUACAACGAUGCUUCAACAACUGAAAUUGAGAAGAGAAGUUUCGCAUUUCUAUUGACACUAGAAUCGACAAUCCAUCUAUUGGAAAUUGAAGAUUUCCAGAAGUUCAUUAACGACUCGAAAAUGGAUAUAUUAGAGCUGAUUAAAAAAUACUCAAACGUCUCCAGUAUUUUAAAUACUGCAGAUAUAUUCUUAACCUUCAUCAAAAAUUCUGAAGAGAGAAACCUCUACAUAAAUGAGAAGAUCUUCGACGAGAUUAACGAACACUUGGGGAGGCAACUGGGUUCUCCCUAUGGCAAAAUUCGAUUAACAGUGUCCCACAUCUACUCCCUAUUCUCCGAAGUCGAGGAGUUGUUCAUCGAGAAGAACGACGAGAGUCUGAACGCCCUGAGCCUCCUGUUCGCCGCUGAGAGUGUCGAAACAACAGUCUACAAUUACCGAGAUCGUCUGAUCCACCUGCAGGCCCUCACAUUCACCUCCAGAGCACUGACAAACCUCAAGCCAAAAUACCACGACUUCCCAGUGAGAUUUCUAAUAGGAAACCUGUACAUCAAUUUCUCUCUCCUGUGGGAUCCAACAGCAAAGGCAAUAGCAACGUUCGCCAGUGAGAAAUGCCCCCAGUUCUGGCCGAUAUUCCUGGAAGAAUUGAGGACCCAAAGCCUCCCCCCAACCCCUGACCUCACUAAAAACCUCUUCAACAGUGAAGUCCUCAAGACUUUAACCCAGAAAUUGUCUUCAACUGACAAACCCGACCACCAGAACUACAAAAUCCUCUUAUGGAAAUGCAUGAGUGAAUUUCCAGAAUACGUUGAAGUUAAAAAUCGAGACGUGACAGUCCUCUUCAUCGAGUUUGUUGAGAACAAGAUAUUUAAAUCCAAUUCAGAGACAGCAAGAUCCUACAACAUCUUAAAACGCGAUAGCUCCCAAGAAGCAACACUAAUCGACGAGAAUGAUUCGGAAGACGAGGAGAAACCCACGAAGGAGGGGCCCCCCAGGCUCGAUUCCCCGAAAAAAUCAGGAUUAAAAAAGCUGGGAAGGAGCUCAGACUUCAAGCUCCUGCUCUCCCAGCUGAGCCUCUUUUCCAAGGCCCACAACCCGAGGAUGAUGUACAGAGAGUCUGAAAUGUACCAGAUUUACCUGGACCUGCUCACCUCGAAGAGCGUGGAGCUCCAGAAGGCAGUCCUGGACUGUCUCUCCUCGUACAAACACAAGUCCCUGAUGCCUUACAAGGACCACCUUUACGGUUUGAUCGAGGAGAAGAAUCUCCGGAAUGAACUGGCUCGAUUCAAGGUAGAACACGAGGAGGAGACCACUGGGAUGAUCCAGGAGGACCACCGUGAGUCCCUGAUGCCGAUCCUGAUGAGACUGAUUUACGCAAAAAUGAUAUCAAAAGGCACUGGGAGGGCUGCUGGGGCAGCUGGAGGUCUGGUUCGUCGUAAGAUCAUCCUGAGGUUUUUGAUGGGAGUGAAAGAGACCGAGAUGAUGCUCUUCACGAAGAUGGCGUUCAAGCCCUUCGAGAAGUACCAGAUCACUCUCUCCCCGGAGGCCAAUCUAAAAGAUCUAAAAACACUAACAACAGAUGUCAUAAAAAAUCUAGACUUAUCAGACGUGAUCCCCCCUAAGCGUCUCAGAUCAGCGGUUAACCUGCUCUCCAUCAUCAUCGAGGAGUUUGGAGCGAAAAUGUCGAGAAAUCUGUUGCCAAGGCUGCUGGCCCUCCUCCUCUGCAUCAUGGCCCAUAUCAAGGGGAUCCUGGAGCAGCACGAGAGCGUCCUCUCAGGGUUCAUCCCCAUGAUCAAAGACCUGAAGAACACUUGCAUUGGAAUCGUCGCGAGAUUCUUCGGACACUUUGAGGACUACAACUGGUCCGAGACCGAGCUGGACGUUUUGUUCGACGUUGCUGUCUUCCCCUGGAUCGAGAAACUCCCUGUGGAGGGUGUUCACAGUCCCACAUCUCUGCUGAAGCUCCUGUCCUCCUGGUGUCAGAACCCCAGGUACUUCUGUCUCCUCGUGAAGCACGAGGAAGGGAACAGCGGCUUGUCUCCCCUUCCCUUCGUCAUCAAGCUCCUGCUGGGCAAUAAAACCCAUCCAUCAGUGGUUAAUACCAUCCUGGACAUGUUGGAGAAGCUCCUGACCCUUCAGGACUACGGAGUGACUCCUGAGGAUCAGAUGGAAGUCGACGACGUGAAGAUUCCCUUGAACCCAAGGAAUCUGCUGGAGGUUAAUGCCGAAGCACUUUUGCCUGGAGUCCACAUUAACUACGGAUCCUCGAUCCUCCUUCCCCACGUCCCGGACGUCUUGUCCUACAUCAAGAGAAAAUUCCAAAAGUCGAAGUACGGAGUCAACAGAACAGAGACGAGCAUCCUCGCGAGGAUUUCCGAGCUCAACCUCGACCCGGAGACGUCGAAUUCACUGGUUUCCUUGUCCUUGCCCAUCCUGGUGAAGCGAGCGAUGAAGGGAGAGGCUGAGGAGGCGAUCCUCGAGCUUCUGACGACGAUAUCGAACCUGAUGAGGAACGUGCAGGAGCCGCAUGUCCACCUCAGAGCCAUUCUCCCGCUUUUCUCUUGUGUGGGCUCGUCUGCUGCUAGGAAACUCCUUCUCCAGUUGUUCAAGACGAUCGCCUCGAAGGACUGCGACUCCUCACCAGUUCCCAGGGACAUCAUGGUGAAGACUGCUGAUCUUUUGGUGGAGUUGAACGCCGUGGAUCAGCGGUGGAUCGAUCAGCCUGACUUCGAGAGGAGGCUGAACGCAUUUUCAGAGAUAAAAUCAGCGAUCACUUCGGGGGAUGAGGAGCAGUCGAAGGUCCUGACGAUUGAGUUUGGAGUUGCAGUUUUGUACUGCUGUUUCUAUUUCCUCAAACGUGAGACUGAUCUCUCCCUGAGGGACUCCGCAGGCCAGUGCUUGAACAUUUUAGGACCAGAACUGGCGAAGCGGAAUAAGGAGAAUAAAGUGGACAGAAUGUUCCUGAUCGAAGAGACGAUACUGAAGCUAGUUAGGACUGGAAUCAGGAGCAAGAAUGAAGCUGUUUGCCUGCGUUCGAUAUCCUUCCUCGGAGCUAUGUCGAUGGAGUGUCCAGACGUCCACCCAGUUCUCAGGGAUUUGAAUCUACUGACUGAUAGAGUUGACCCUGAAGUUGAUUUCUUCGAGAACCUCCAGCAUCUCCAGCUUCACAGGAAGGCCAGAGCCUUUCUGAAAUUCUGCACAAUGUCGAAGUCUCUGGAGAAAGCUCCAAACUCGAAGACUCUGACCCAAUUCAUCUUUCCACUGGCCUCCUCGUACCUCUGCAACGCGUCAUUUGCUAAUAAAAACAGUUUAGUGGACUCUGCGAUUGAGACUGUUGGGGCUGUGUGCAGACUCUUGCCCUGGCAUCAAUACGCAAUUAUUCUCAAGUAUUAUUUGGAUAAAUUGAGAUCUUCCACGGAAUUUCAGAGGCAGAUUGUGAGGACUGUGAUUACUAUUCUAGACGCUUUUCAUUAUGAUUUAUCUAAAUUGAAGAGUGUGGAAGAUGUGACGAAACCUGAGGAUAAAUCUGAACAGGUUCAAGCAGAAAGUGCUGAGUCAGAAGAAGAUAAAACUGAAGCUUCCACUCCCCAAAUCGAAGAAGAACCUGACGAGGCAUUGGACGAAGCCCUGAGCAAAGAAGAGGACUCCCCAGAAGAUCAGAAAAUCCCAGAGGACGAGGAACAGACAGAGGUAAAAAAAUUCGUGGAGAAACAAAUAGUUCUGUCCCCUUACGCAGCCAAAGGUCUCGUCUUCGACAUAACUAACACUCUCCUCCCUCAACUGCACCGAUCAAUCCUCAGCAGAACCCAGCACGAGAUGAGUCACAAAGUCAACAGGAAGCGAACAGGAGCUGAAAAAGAAGAGGAAGAGCUGAUGCGAGUUCCAAUAGCUCUGGCUCUAGUGAAACUCCUGCAGAAGCUCCCAGAGAGGAUCCUAGACAAGAAUCUCCCCGGAAUCUUCAUGAAACUCUGCACGUUCCUGAAGAGCAGAUUGGAGUCUGUGAGACGAUCGACUCGAGAGAUCCUCCAGAAGAUCAUGAUCACCCUGGGCCCAGACUACCUCCACCAUUUACUCAGGGAAAUGAAUUCUCUUUUGACCCGAGGGUUCCAGAUCCACGUGCUCGCUUACACCAUCCACGCAGUCCUGCUAUCUCUGAAGCCCCUCUUCAAGGAAAGCCACGUAAACGAGAACCUCCAGAGUAUCCUACAAGUCUGCAAAGUAGACCUGUUCGGUAUCAGUGCUGAGGAGAAAGAAAUAGCUGCAGUGACCAAAAACACAUCAGAGGCCAAAUCGACCAAGAGUUUCGAUAUUUUCCACGUUCUCGGACAAUUCAUCACAGAGUCUUGUUUGAUAGAUCUCCUCCAGCCCCUCGUGGCAGUCCUCAACGACUCCAGAUCCCACAAAACCGUUCGCAAAGUUGUGGAGUGCCUGAGGCACGUGGUUCUCGGUCUCGCAGACAAUGUCUUCAUCCAGCCUGACAAACUCCUCAUAUUCCUCUAUGGAGUCGUCUCCAAGAGCAUCCCAGCCCUGAGUGCGAGCAGACCGAGGUCCAUCGAGGGAGAGAAACCAAACAAUAAGACGCAGAUAUCAGACUGCUUCAUAAUCCCAGCAGAGCCCAAAUCGAGGAUGGGUUUGAAGGCUGCUGCCAAGACUUCAGGGGACACCAAUGAUCACAUCCUCUUGGAGUUCGCCCUGAAACUCCUGCACGUUCUCCUGAAACGGGAGAAGGUCACUGGGGGCACCUUCAAGCACUUCUUGGACCCCUUCGUCCCAAUUCUCUCGGACUGCCUGAGCUCCCAACAAGUGAAGAUGAGUACGCUAUCCCUCCAGUGCCUCAACUGGAUCAUAAAGAUGGACCUGGACUCGGUUCGCUCUUCAAUAACAGAAAUCUGCGCUUCGAUAUUCAAAAUUCUGCACAAGUACGGAGCUGCUGGAUUGAGCAAAGGGGACAACUUUGACCUCGUCAUGGCGGCGUUCAAGACGAUGUCGGUUCUCGUGAGAGAUGUCAAGCACUUCGACAUGUCUGACGAUCAGGUGAAGGCGCUGAUCCUCUACGCCGAGCAGGACCUGCACAAUUACGAGAGACAAGCAACUGCUUUUAAUCUGCUUAAAGCAAUCAUCAAUCGGAAAUUGAUAAUCCCGGAGAUGCACGAGGUCAUGAAGAGGGUCGCUGCCCUGAGCGUGACGUCAGAGUCUGAAAAUGUGAGACAACAGGCGAGAAAUGUGUUCUAUGCCUUCUUGAUGGAGUACCCGCUGGGCAAAGACUUGGAGAAGCACUUGUCGUUCUAUUUAAGUCAAUUGAGUUAUGAGGUGCAGAUGGGUCGACUCAGCGCUCUGAAUAUGGUCCUCAGCAUCGUCACAGGGUUCCCAGAGGCGAUCCUCACCCAGCAGUCAGCCCUCAUCUUCAUCAUGGUGGGGGCCAGAUUGGCGAACGACGAAGACCCCGAGUGCAAGAAGCUCAGUGCCAAGUGCGUCAAGGAGAUCGUCACCAGAGUUCCUCACAAUCAGAGAGUUAAGCUCUUCGACAUUGUCAUCGCCUGGUUCAAGAACCCGAAGGUGUCUCUUCGGGGGCUGGCGGCCCAGCUCUGUGGGAUUUUCGUGACUGUCGAGAGGGACUCGUUUGAGACGAGACUCGGGGAGGUCCUCCCUCUGGUUCUCAAGCAGUUCAGGCUGGACGAUAACGAGGAGAAUGAACCGGGAAAAUUUGUCAAGAGGAAGAGGAGGAAAAUCGUUGAGGAGGACGUCAAGGAUCCCGAGAGGCUCAAGGAUCACCACCUGUUUCAAGUUCUGCAGCUGACCCUGAAGAUCUCGGCGAACUGCUCGGGCUUUUUGAAGAGUGAGAAGUACGUUGAGGAGGUUCUGUCACUCGGGGAGUACAGUCAGGCCAAUCUGGGGCAUCCUCACCUCUGGGUGAGACUCGCUGCCACUCAGCAGAUUGGGUUCAUCCUGGCUACUCUCGACGGCGAUAAACUCUCGCACUAUCUGCAGUUCAAAAGGUUUGAGGAUGCAGGGGACAGUGUCAAGGGCUAUGUGUACUCGUCGCCGGUGGAGACGCUUAGGAGUUUGAGUUUGGAUUUAAUCGCACAACUGCAGCCCGGAAUGGAGUUUGAGGAGCUUGCGGAUCAGGUGGUGAAGAAUCUUGUGUUCAUUGCGAGGGUCGUAAAGACGGCCAGCUGGGGGGCUGAGGGGAGUGGGAGGGAGGAUGGCGUUUCACUACUGUGGCUCGUCAAGAGGGUUCGCAAGUGCGUGAAUAUGGAGGUGACACAGAAUCCGAAGUCUACGUGUGUGAGAUCAGCCGCAUUCAAAUGGACAGCCGGAGUGGUAACAACAAUUCCCAUCGAACCAUAUUUAAAACCCAUUCUUUUCCAACUAAUGUCCCCACUGGUCCGCGAAAUGAUGACCACCGAGGAAUCAAACGCUCCAUUACGUCAAUUAUCGAAAGAAGUCGGUAGGAUGAUUAAAAAGAGAAUAGACGAUGAUGAGUAUGCGAAACUACUUGCGAGAGUUCAGCAGAAAUUGGACGUCAAGCGGGCUGAGAGGAAAAAGACCCUGACCCAACAAUACGUAAUUGAUCCGGAGUUGGCAGCGAAGAAGAAAAUAGCUAAACAACUGAAGAAAAAGGAGGCGAAAAAGCGAAAAAGAACCGAAAUACAGGGAAAGCGGAGACGAGAUAAGCGGCCACGUAAGGAAAAUAACGUGGAGAUUAUGUAAUGUUGAGUUUACAAAAAAUUAUCUUGAAUAUGUAAAUAAAAAAGUGUAUGAAAAUUUCAUUAACAGUA